Molecule: messenger RNA, 4768 nt
Organism: Tribolium castaneum (red flour beetle)
Lineage: Eukaryota; Metazoa; Arthropoda; Insecta; Coleoptera; Tenebrionidae
Product: jouberin
Exons: 6
Coding region: 84-2669 (861 amino acids)
Biological process (GO): motile cilium assembly
Cellular component (GO): ciliary basal body
Molecular function (GO): protein binding
Source: RefSeq, a predicted model, not a curated record
AUUGUUGGUUGGUACCAUUGGCGCGUUGCCAUGGUUACGUCAAUACAACAAAUAGAAGUUUUUGUGACAAUUUCAUUUGCUUGAUGGCUUCGAAUUUUGAUGAUUGUUCUUCAAUUAAUAGUUCAAGUGCUCAAUUAAGUGUAAGGAAUCAGACAAAGGAAAAAUUUGAAUCGUUGCUUAAAGCCGCCGUGCGUAAAAAACGCCCAACUGAAGUGAACCAGUCCAGGGAACAACUUUUGGAGUCUCCCUCUGGUAGUGCUGAAAAUUUAUCAAAUGAUAAAAAAUCAGGCAAGAAAUUACGUAAAGAAAGUGAAAAUUAUAUUCUGAACAAAUUUCUUGAUGACUCCUCUGACCACUGCCACACGUAUGAAAUUGCCUCUGAGGGCUCGCAGAACUCGAGUCAGAUUAAAGCCCCAAUCCCAAAACCAAGAACGAAAAAACCUGCAUCGACCACCAGUCAACGAACGUUCGAAGUGACGUCUCCAAAAAUUGUGAAAAAUGAUAAUGGGAGUCAAGUGAGUAACGCCACGUUCAAUGUUGAGGAAAUAGGGGAUGUUUUGGUGCAUAAAAGUCCCCUUAAAGCGAAAAUAAUUGUGAAAGAAAAUGUUAAGGCAAGACUUUCGGACAAAAGUGAGAGUAAUGAUGAAUCUUCAGAAUCAGAAAUUAAUGAGAACACUAAAAAGAAGAAACUAAUAAAAAUUGAAUCUGAAGAACAGAAAGUGAAGAAAAGUUACACGUAUGAUAAAAUAGUGGAGGUCACAAUUCUGAAAACUGACCGGCUUCAGCUCAGUUCUUUGGUGGUUCAUCCGAUAAUAAAACUUCACGUUAUUGAUGCAAUGACGGGGAAAUAUUUUCCGAAAAGUGAUAAAAGUCGCUCCGUUGUAUUUUUUUACGAAAACAGUGAUAAUGAUUAUAUUUCGCCAGUGAUGACACGUGCUUAUAAUUUACAGGAAAAAAGGAUCUUAUAUCCUUUAUGGGAAGAAAGCAUUUUAUUAAAUGAGGAUUUUGAGUACUUCAAAGAUGAAAGUAAUCGGAUAAUAUUAUUUUUUGAGCUCUUGGACUUCGUUUCUGUUUCAACACUGCACCAACUAAACCAAAAAGAAUGUGUAAAAGGUUGGCACAAUAUCGCGUUUGCCUUCCUCAAGCUAGCUGGAAAAAACGGCGAACUAAAUAUUGGCAAAAAUUUAAGGCUCCAGUUGUACCAUUCUCACCAAACAAAGAAAAACGACCCUCAAGUGUGUAAUGCCUGGGUUUGGUGGAAGAAAAAAAAAUUGAAAAAAUAUCCAUCAACUUUACACAUUGCCAUUAAAUCGGUGGUAUCACCGACUAAAGUUGUGGAAACAUUUCGUUCGAAAACACCGAUUCAGAGAGAGACUAGUUCACGAACAAAACUGUGUGACGAAAUUCAAAAUAAUCAAAUUUUAAAUCCUGAGGGAGCAAUCGUGAGCGUGGAAAAUAAGUCAGAUGAAAAAAAUAAGGAAACACUGCUGACUUGGUCUAGGAAACGUAACGAAGUUUGCAAGUUUCCGAAUAAGUGUUUGGUAAAAUUUAACAGUCUUGAGCAAGGCUGUUUUGUUAUGAAAUUUAGUCCUAGUGGAAAAUAUCUAGCGUGCGCUGUCCAGAAUGAAGAUUUAUUUUACGUUAUUGUUUAUUCGAUAGUGUCACUAAACGAAGUCAAUAGGUUUCCAUCACACCAGGCAAUAAUUUACUGCCUCAGAUGGUUUAGUGACGAUGUCCUGCUUUUAUCAGCGAGUGCUGAUAAUACAGUUUGUAUUCACAACUUGUCUGACUCUUCUUUUCAAAUUUUACCACAUCCAUCUUUUGUAUACUGCUGUGAUAUAAGUAAAGACAAAGUGAUAGUUACUGGUUGCUACGAUGGGAUAAUAAGAAUUUGGAACCAAACACCUUCUGAUAAAAAAUCAGAAUUCCAUUUGUAUCAAGAAUUGGAAGCUCAUAAAGCAUACAUUACGUCCCUCUGCUGGAACAAAAAAUCUAGCAUUUUUUCGGCAGAUUCGACAGGUGCUAUUAUAGAAUGGCAAAAGAAAGACAACGAUUGGGUGUUAAAAAGAGAAAUAAAUUUGCUGGAUUUAAAAGAAACAGUUAUAAACCAGAUACUGCUAUUUCCGAACGAAAAAAGACUACUGGUGCAUUCUCGUGAUAACAUAAUUCGAAUAAUUGAUUUAAAAAGUGGGUGUGUUUUACAUUGGCUGCGUGGAGCGUCCAACAAAAGAUUUCAGUUAUUCUGUUCCAUUUCGCCUUGCGGAACUUAUGUUAAUUCCGGUAGCGAAAAUGGAUUUGUUCACGUGUGGAAUGCAAAAAAUGGGCAUGAGGUUGCUGUGUACCUUCCUUAUGCGUCAGAUCAUCAGUUUUUGACCAUACAUUGUGUCGAUUUUCACCCAUAUGAUAACAUGGUAGCAAUUUCUCACUAUGGGAGGAAUCUACCAGUUUUAAUCUUCUGUUUUGAUAAGAAUAUAGAAAAGCCUGAAGUUGAGCUCACUUUUAAAGAAAACGUCGAAGUUGAAUACGUAAAGAAUCAACAGUCUAGUAAAGAAUUGAGAUUAAAUGGAAGUAUAAAAAGGGAACGAUGUUCUAACAAAAAUGAGGAAAAGAUAGACUUUAAGGCCAUUUUACACAAAAUGGAUGUAGUGCUCACAUUACAGAAAAAUUAAGUUAUUCUAUACCUAAUUUUAUACUUUUAUUUAACUAAAUAUCUAGUUUUGGCUUUAAAAGUGAGACUAGAAGAAAACUUUUGGAAGUAUUAAAAAGCCUAGACAUGAAAGACUUCACAAAUUAGAAAAAAACUCACGUUGUAAUUAAUGAAAAAAUUAUUUAAGUAAUUAUUAGAUUUAUCUUUAAGAAUCAGUCUUAAAAAGAAUUUAUUACAUAAUUAAAAGCUGUUUAAGUCGAGAGACUGUAGAAGCUUAACAGUAACCUAAACAGUAAUUAAAAAAGUUUUUUUGAAGUCAGUACUUUGUUCCACUCUUAAAAUUAAGACUGGAAGAGUAUCUAUUGAAGAAUUCAAAGAUGGAAAACUUAAGAAACUUUAGAACAAUUUAAAUAAAAAAGCUAAUUAUUUCAUUAAGUCAGUAUUUUGUUUUUUCUUCGAAAGUAAGCUUACAAAAGAAUUUAUUAAAGAAUUUAAACAAACUUGACUUAGAAGAGUUUAGAAACUAUAGGAAUUAAAGAACUAUAAGAAAUGUUAGAAACUAAAGAAAAAUCUAAGUUGGAAUUUAAAGGCUUUCUAGACAGUAAGUAGAAAAUCAUCUAAAAGAAAACUGAAACUUGGUACAAAUUAUAGAAGCCAUUACAAAAAAAUAUUAAAUAAAAUCUUCACUUAAAAUGUAGAAUUUUAUAGAAAAAAACAAGAAACAAAUAAAAAAAAUGUAAAAUAAACUCUAUACGCCAUAGAAACUUGAAAAUCUAAAAAAAUCAAAAUAGUGAUUUUAAAAAACAUCAAAAAAGAUAAAAAAAAGUUUCUAUUAGAAAGUAUUAGAACAAGUGCAAAUGGUUAAAAAAUUUAGAAAAAAAUAUGGAAAGAUAAAAAAGAUAGACUUUAAGGCCAUUUUACACAAAAUGGAUGUGGUGCUAACAUUACAGAAAAAUUAAGUUACCUACUUAAGUUAUACCUACUUUUAUACUGCUGUAGUCGAUAAAUUAUAAUAAGAAUUAUCUGUGGUCUGACGGAGACGGACAUGUUGUUGUGUUGUAGCGAGAUUUGUUUGUUAUAUUACAGGUGUUGUAAUUUUGACGGUUUCUGGCGUACAGCUCCAGUUUAAAGUGGUUGAAAGUUAGCACACGGCGACCGUGCAGCCAAAGACCGCAGGAGAAGUAACAGGCAGGUGACGCCUUAGCACAGUGAACCCAAAAUGGCGGUCUUGCGAAUUACUUACAUAACGAAACAACACAAAUGUCCUGUCUGCUGGAAGGCGCUCGGAAGUCCAGGCGUGUUGGGCGACCAACAGGGGUGAUGUGUAAGCCAGAUUAUAAGACAGGUGGUCUAAAUCUGCUACACGUGGCGGCCGAUACAGAUGAGGGGACAGGCGGUCUCUGAGUCUGGUAGGCGACAAGUAGUAAGUGUUACUAGUCACAUAGGGCUAGUAAACCUGCUACUUUUGGCGGGCGAGAAGUAUCCAAGAUGAUACGAACUCGUGGCGGGCAGUAAGUAGUAAAGUUGUGACAAGCUGUCUUCAACUUUGCUACUUCUGGCGGAGGAUAAGAUAAGGGGACAUGCGGUCUCUAAAUCUUCUACUCAUGAAGGGCGAUAAGUAACAAAGGUGUUAGCCAGGUAAUGGAAGGGACAGGCUGCUACUGCUGUUCCUUCUGGAGGGUGAUAAGGCGUAACGCCAGACAAGGGGUCAGGCGGUCUUUAAGUCUGACUCGUAGCGGGCGAUAAGUAGCAAAGGCGUAACGAGCCAGAUAAGGGGGCAGGCGGUCUCUAAGUCUGGUUCUCAUGGCGGGCGUUAACCUGAAAAGAACCAAUACAAGUGGUUUCCAAAUCUAUGACUUACUGUGGGCGAAGAAGAACGUACCCAUUGAAGACAAUCUAACUUGAAAUGUCCAUAAAAUAUGACCAAGACCAUAAUAAGGGACCAAAACAUGAUGUUUUGUGAUAUUCCCACCACUGGUGACCAGUCAUUCCCUGAAGAGGAAUGGGGGUCAUGGACUGACGAAUAGGAACUUCCGGUUUUGGUGAAGAUGGGCACAAGUAUUUUGGCAUGAUGUGUAAUACUAUUUCCACAAUACAAUAAAGUUUUGGAAACCCAAAUAA